AUGUCGCGACACAAGAUUGUUCGGACGAUGAACCUGGCCGACGAGCUGGACGACUUUGACGGAGAGGAUGACUAUUAUGGAGAAGAAGACGAGGGAAUGUCGCCUGCCGAUAAAGCGAGGAUGGCCGACGGCCUUAAACGCGUUAGAGAAGUCAUUGGGAGCGAUGUACCGUCCCUUACUGACGAAAAAAUCGAAGAGACAUUAUGGUAUUACUAUUUUGAUGUGGAGAGGUCGAUAACCUACCUAUUAAAUCAGGUUGGAGCGACUGAAAAGAAGAAGCAGAAGAAGCCAGUAGUCCCAGAGCCAAAAGCUCCCACACAGAAGGCUGCUAUCAAGGCAAAGCAAGCGUUCGAUGUACCGAGCCCAGAUGAUGUUGUUAUUGCCGCGCAAUCACAAAGCAAAGGAAUUUCUAAAUCUUCUAAAGGGGAAAAGGCUGGGAGCAACACUACGGCUUCGAUACAAAAAGGUGUUGAAGCCCUCAAGGUUGGAGAUACCGCCGAGAAACCCACUCUCCCCAAGAUACCUCGAAAUAAAAUCGACGUUGUCGCGGAAUAUGAGAAGUCUAAAUCAAAAAGAAAAGAAAACGCGAACUUGGUUGUUAUUGGCCAUGUUGAUGCCGGAAAGAGUACAUUAAUGGGGCGAUUACUAUAUGAUUCCGGCGUUGUCGACGAAAGAACCAUCCAGAAAUACAAACAAGAAGCGGAGAAAAUAGGAAAAAGCUCGUUUGCUCUUGCAUGGGUGUUAGAUCAGACGGGUGAAGAGAGAGCAAGGGGUGUUACCAUCGACAUCGCUGUCAAUGCAUUUGAAACAGAAAGAGGAAGAUUUACUAUCCUUGAUGCCCCUGGGCACCGUGACUUUAUCCCGAAUAUGAUCGCCGGUGCCGCGCAAGCCGACUUUGCCGUUUUAGUGAUUGAUUCCUCUCCAGGGGAGUUCGAAGCGGGAUUUAACGUUAGAGGUCAAACCAAAGAACAUGCUCUCUUAGUUCGAAGCAUGGGUGUGCAGCGGAUCAUAGUGGCGGUUAAUAAAUUGGACUUGAUGCACUGGGACCAAGACAGAUUCGACGAAAUCAAGCAGCAAAUGUCCCAGUUCCUCACCACAGCGGGAUUUCAACCUAAGAAUGUCAGCUUUGUUCCCUGUAGUGGCUUGACUGGUGACAAUAUCGUUCGGAAGCCGGCAGAUGGUCUGAUAUCCUGGUAUUCAGGGCCGACGCUGGUAGAAGAACUAGAAACUGCUAAACCGGUAAUCAAAGCAAUCGAAAAGCCGUUAAGAAUGACUAUCGCAGAUGUUUACCGGGGCGGAGUCAUCAACCCGGUCACUAUUUCUGGUAGGAUUGAAGUUGGCAAUGUUCAAGUUGGAGACACAAUCGUAGCGAUCCCUGGAGAUGAGAAGGCAAUUGUGAAGGGAAUCGAAGUCGAUAACCAGACAGCCGAGUGGGCAGUCGCUGGAAAUAACGUACAAUUACAUCUCGCCAACAUAGAGAUGGAGCAUCUUAAGAUUGGUGAUGUGAUUUGCCAGGCCGAUAAUCCUUUAGUACCCCUUAAGGAAUUUGAGGCGAAGAUUCUUGCAUUCGAAGGCCUUACCCCGAUGAUGAUAGAUAUUCACCGUGGGAGACUGAACGCAUCUGGUAGGAUAACCAAACUAGUUGCGACACUCGAUAAAGGCAAUGGCUCUGUAACGAAGAAGAAGCCGAGGCAUAUUGGGCCAGGAAGCCUAGCUGUCGUCAAUAUUGCUGUUACUGGGGCGCCCUUGCCACUGGAGAAGGGAAGCAAAAUAGUUCUUAGGGCGGAUGGCUUGACGGUCGCCGCUGGCGUUGUAGAGUAA
Orbilia oligospora ATCC 24927 is the source of this 1821-nucleotide messenger RNA. RefSeq lists its product as uncharacterized. Gene Ontology annotation, molecular function: GTP binding; GTPase activity. Lineage: Eukaryota; Fungi; Ascomycota; Orbiliomycetes; Orbiliales; Orbiliaceae. Gene Ontology annotation, biological process: translation. Bases 1 to 1821 code for a protein of 606 amino acids. The record is from RefSeq and is a predicted model, not a curated record. The transcript is spliced from 10 exons.